AUGUCUGACGAUGAACUUCCCGUGUAUAUAAUCCGCGAAUUCUCGUCAUUGUCGUCUUCUGGCGGCUACGAGUUUUUGGCUUCUGUUGCUAUUGCAGCCUUAGAAGAAGACAAUGCAUUUUCUUCUGCACACACACGACGAUAUAUUUGGAGAGAUCAGCACUCGGCUCAUGAAAGAUUGAUGUCCAUUUACUUUGUGGAUGAGCCGAUGUUUAAGGACGAUGUAUUUCGUACGAGAUAUCAUAUUAGAGGGUUCUCGGCAAUUCAAAAGUGCACGUGCACGCUACGACAACUAGCGUACGACAACCUCGCCGACAACUAUGAUGAAGGGUUGGCGUUCUCUACUAGAACCGCACAUGAUUGUCUAGACAACUUUUGCAUCGCCAUAAAGUAUCUUUAUGGUGAAGAGUAUUUGUGUUCUCCGACUAGCCACGAUGUUGCGUGUUUAUAUGAGCAAUCACCAUUGUUUAUUCCCAAAGUGAAUAAGAAGUCUCCUGAGUACGCGUUUGCCGUAAACGGUCACCGUUACAACAGAGGAUACGAUCUAGGGGAUGGUAUUUACCCACCUUGGUCUUGUUUUGUAAAGGCGUAUGCAUACCCGGUCUCGAGAAAGGAGAAGAUAAUGAAGAAACUCCAAGAGUCGGAGAGAAAAGACGUUGAUCAAGCAUUCAGGCUUUUGAAGAACAAGUGGGCUAUCAUCGAUCGACUGACAUGGAUGAGGGACAAAGAAAAGAUCACUAACGCGAUGUAUGUGUGUGUUACUUUACAUAACAUGAUACUCAAGGACGACGGCAACGCGAUAUCAUCGGUGUACAUCAUGGAUCCUCCUAACGAUCUUCGUGUUACCGACCCUAAUUUUCUCCAUCACUUACGUAACGAAGAGACACAUUACAUGUUACGUCGUGAUAUCACGGAGCACGUGGGAGAUCUAGAUAUCGAUGUUUAG
Molecule: messenger RNA, 945 nt
Organism: Erigeron canadensis
Lineage: Eukaryota; Viridiplantae; Streptophyta; Magnoliopsida; Asterales; Asteraceae
Exons: 3
Coding region: 1-945 (314 amino acids)
Source: RefSeq, a predicted model, not a curated record